Messenger RNA from Tribolium castaneum (red flour beetle), 3317 nucleotides. RefSeq names its product wech (gene wech). Bases 323 to 2230 code for a protein of 635 amino acids. Gene Ontology annotation, molecular function: zinc ion binding; ubiquitin protein ligase activity; protein binding. Gene Ontology annotation, biological process: proteasome-mediated ubiquitin-dependent protein catabolic process; protein polyubiquitination. The record is from RefSeq and is a predicted model, not a curated record. NCBI's taxonomy places the organism in Eukaryota, Metazoa, Arthropoda, Insecta, Coleoptera, Tenebrionidae. The transcript has 4 exons.
GCUUAUCACAUUUCACUAGUAUAACAUUUCCCAGAAAAUGCUCAAGAGGUGUGUCAAAAUCGUUCUUUUCCCGUAUUUGUAAACCAUUAGCAGUGUAUUUAUGCGAACUGCGCAUGGUGGUGAAGGGAGGGAUAUGCAACCCCUAGUUGGGCAAGGGAAGGGCAGAAAGUGCACGAAAUUCCUGAUAUCCAAGGAAGGUCGCAGUACCCACACCGCACAGAAGUGAGAUAAGUGGUGUUAAAAAUAUUGAAGUGUGUCAACAACAAACGGCCAGUUUAUGGAAUUAUCCGAAGUCCAUUAGGAAGUCCUCACCAGUCCCAGGAUGUCUUGCAACAGUAACCCAACAUCCACGUGCUCGUCUGCAUCGAACUGCAACGACAUGGACAGUUUGGUCUGCAACAUCAUAUCGGUGGCUUUGCAAGACAUAUGUGGGAACUGCGAUGAAGGAGCCAAAGCAACAUCAAGAUGCAUCGACUGCAGCGAACUUUUAUGCGACCCUUGCGUUAGAGCCCACCAACGCGUACGUGUAACCAAAGACCACCGAAUUAACAAAUUUUCGAAUAAUCUUGUCUCAUCACCCACGACUAUCGACUCAGCGGUCUGCUCGCCCGAGACUAGGAACAGUCCUUGCGCCGCAAUAAACACAAUCUGUGAUAUUCAUCGGGAGCCUAAUAGGCUCUUUUGUGCAACAUGUUAUACUCCAGCCUGCAGCGACUGUGUCCUAAGCGACCACGUUUCGCACGAGUUAUCCUAUGUCCAAGAAUGCGAUAAUACGAUUCUAAUGCAUACCAAAUUAAAUAAUGAAACCAGAAGUGCAAUGACGGCAGUUGCAGAAGCAAUGGAAAAUGUCAAGUUUAUGUCCACCAAAAUUCACCUCAAGCUGCAAAAGACGACGGUGGAUGUGCAGAACGUCUUUAAAAAAUACGUCACAGCUUUAGAACGUCGCGCCCAAGAGCUCGUGAGCAAAAUCGAGCAAAUCCAGCGGUUCAAAGCCUACCGCCUCCUCUCGCAAAUGGAGCGCCUCCGCCUGGCCCAAGCCCGCCUCACCUACGUCUCCAACAUCCUCAACGCGUCCUUCGCCAGCGCCACCAACAGCGAAUUCAUCAUCGCCAACGAAAAGGCCUACAACGAGCUCAAAUCCAUCCGGUCCGUUCAGGCCGAACUCGUCCCAUGCGAAGACGACUACAUCCGCUUCACGGCCGUCGACAACGGCCUCUUCUCCGCCAUCAACUCCCUGGGCAACAUCAACACCAGCUCGGCCAUGAGCUGGGGCCCCGAGCCCUCCACACCCCUGGCAACCGAGAUUUUGAAAAUGUCCGACAUCAACCAAAACUGCCGGCCGCUGUACGGCGUCGUCGACCAAGUGUCGGUCAAGCACGUCGGCUCAGCCUCCCCCAUGAUUUUCGCAAAGGAAGGGGUGGAGGACGGGCAGUUGUGCCGCCCCUGGGGGGUUUGUUGCAACAGCCUGGGGCACAUUAUAGUCACAGAUCGGAGCAACAACCGGAUUCAAGUUUUCGACUCGAAUGGCAAAUUUUUGUACAAGUUUGGCAAACAAGGGAGUGGUUUGGGCCAGUUUGAACGCCCGGCUGGGAUCACCGUGAGCCCCGUUAACCACAUCGUAGUGGCCGAUAAAGACAACCACCGCAUCCAGAUCUUCAAAAUGGACGGUACCUUUAUCCUGACUUUUGGGGAAAAAGGGACGCAAAAUGGGCAAUUCAACUACCCAUGGGACGUUGCGUGCAACUCCCAAGGCGAUAUCGUGGUCUCCGACACCCGCAACCACCGCAUACAACUGUUUACGGGGGCUGGGGCCUUUAUUAACAAGUACGGCUUCGAAGGCAACUCCUCCAUGUGGAAGUUCUUCGAUUGUCCGCGCGGGGUUUGCUUCACUCCAGCCGGCAACGUCAUGGUGACCGACUUCAACAACCACCGCAUCGUUAUCAUUGACAAGGACUUCGUCCGGGCGCAGUUUCUGGGCGAGGAGGGGUCGAAGGACAAGCAGUUUUUGCGCCCCCAGGGAAUUAUUUGCGACGAUCAGGGGAAUAUCGUUGUUGCCGAUUCGAAAAAUCACCGGAUUCAGGUGUUUGACAGUUUCGGGAACUUCUUGUUCCAGCUGGGAAGGCCGGGGAAGGGCCCCGGGGAGUUUGACAGGCCCAGUGGCCUUUGCCUCAGCCCGACAGGGCGCAUAAUCGUCGUGGAUUUUGCCAACGCAAGGGUUCAGGUUUUUUGAGACGCGCUCAUAGAUUAGGGAAUUGACUCAGGGUUUGUUGCCACAAAGAGAAACUCCUCAGGUAAUAACUGACCUCGUGUAGUUAAAUUUAACGAAUUUAUUUUAUUUGGUUGAUUAGGAUCAUUGUAAAUAUGUUAUUAGCAAUUGACAAUUCAGGACCUGUAAGUUACCAAUUAAGACUGAAACAAGACUGAUUGUGAAUAGGAUCCUAUUUUUGCUAGGGGCGCCUUUGAUAAUUAGAGAGCCGGUGUUGCGAUUAGCGUUUAACUGAUAUUUACUCGUGUAGCCUUGUAGUAGGAAAGGAAUAUUUUGCUAAGCAAUGUUCGAACGUUACCUGGUGUUGUCCGAGCGGGCAACCUUUAAUUAGUCGCCAUUUCUACUGUGUUAAGUAAAAGUGUGGCAUAACAUGCUUAUUUUACCAUGUUUAAAUUGAUUUUGUUGUAUUAUGAAUGUUUUAAUUAUUUUAAACUAUCUGUGGUUCUCCGUCAGCAACUAUAAAGAUAAAAUAUGCUGGUGGAGCGUUUAUAAUCAUCAGCCGAUGAUGCAAAUAACGAAUAAUUUUAGUAUUAUUAGGUUAAAAACUUGAAAAGUAUUAACACUGAACGAAUAUUUUUCACUCUGACUGACUACUUCUAAAAUUUGAUAUUAACUUAGUUAUUAAGGUUUCGAGUCCAUCACAUGAUGACCGAAGUUAAGUACUUCGUGAACGGUCAUGUGAGCAUGCUUAUUUUUAUUUAGGUGUUACUAAUGAUUUCGUUCUUCUGCAGCGUUAGUUUUUGUACGUUUUGUUUCCGCCAGUGAUGUGACACUCUUUGCGCAAACCAAUUUAUUUUUCUUGACGCCAGAGACGUAUCACAUCAUGCGGCUUUUGUUUAGGUACUUUCGAUUGUGUCUUAUGUUUUGUUUUCCUUUUAAUAUUUUUAUUGCAAUAAUUGUGCAGCGUUUCCGGUGGAAACUUGCCAAAAAUAUUCAUAGGGCUGUUACGACAAGGCCAUACGGCAAGUCCUUCAUUUGAUUUUGAUUUGUAUUAGUUUAAUACACCUUUUUAUGUGGUGCAAUUUAAGUAAUAUACAGUUCCUAUCGACAA